Anopheles nili is the source of this 3798-nucleotide messenger RNA. It is a transcript of the gene Bili, whose product is annotated as FERM domain-containing protein 8. Bases 1 to 2214 code for a protein of 737 amino acids. The record is from RefSeq and is a predicted model, not a curated record. Gene Ontology annotation, biological process: negative regulation of canonical Wnt signaling pathway. Lineage: Eukaryota; Metazoa; Arthropoda; Insecta; Diptera; Culicidae. The transcript has 9 exons. Gene Ontology annotation, cellular component: plasma membrane; cytoskeleton.
AUGCCGGUAGGAAAUGCUUCAUACUACAACAGAAGAAAGUAUUCCCCACAGGCUCCACCGGAUCACCAGUCACGAGCGUUCCUCGGUGAGUACGGGCGCCCCGAUGGCGGCAGCGAAAGGAGCCGCUCGAAUGGCAGCAUCUCGUCGGUUGCCUCGUGCGUCAGCAGCAUAACCAGUGCAGGAUCAUCGGCCGAACGGACAGCGGCCGCGGUUGCGUCGGAUGCAGUGAACGGAAACGCAAUCGAGCGAUGCACCGAUAGUGUGGGCGCGUCCGGGCCCGAGUGCUGCGUCCAGCGUACGGUGCAGGGUGGUUUAGGUGAACCACCCCAACAGGUGGCCAGCCGGGUGUGUGUCAGUGAGAGUGUAACGAGUGCCGGUAUUGGGCCGCAACGUCGUGUGCCACUUGCGAGCGUCAUCAAUUCGAGCGGUGAGCCACCAAAUGGACCCUUGCUGCCGUCUCCGGGCGUGCCAGCGACUCACAACCGAGCGGGAGUGUCCGGGCUGGUAUCCGGUAACCGUCCGGUGUCCCUGGCCGCAGUAGGUUCUGCUGCCUCGUCCGGUUCGGUGGCAGGACCGGGCCAAGUGUCGAACACGUUCGCAUCCAUCAGCCAUCGGGGCAGCAAUGACGAAUUUGGAUCGCAGCUUUCACCAGGUCCUUCGUCGAGUAAUGGCAACGCCAACUAUCAGCUAGGUCCGGGACAUUCCAACGACUCGAAACCAGCGCCUGUGACUCCACGAAACCCGUACGGUAGGCAUUCGUCAGUGGGUUCAACCGGCCCAAGUCAUCCUUCCGCGGUUUGCGCGCCCAACAUUGGCCCUCGACCUGAGGACAAUCCAUUCGUGGCCAAUCCACCACACUCGGGUGGAGUCAACGUGAACGUAACUGUGAACGUCGUGACACGACCUGCCGCCAGCACGAUGACGACGACGACGGCAACGACGACCAGCACUACGACCCUGGCGCCCCCGCGACCGAUGCAAAAGGUGAUCCCGACGGUGGUCUACCUGAUGUCUCGGAUCGCUGUACAUAUGGAGAUCGAGGGUACCGCGCAGUGCCCGGCGCAGGUGAUGCUUGCCGCCGCCCUUGGCUGUGAAGAACUAGGUAUAACGAACAAAUUGCUGGCCCAAAGCGUGUUCGGUCUGUGGAUGACGAGCCCGUUGCUGGAGGUGCAGCUAAAACCACACCAUCGGCCAUAUGCGGUGCGUGUCGCCUGGUCAAAGCUGCUGGACAAACACAGCCACGGGAAUGAGCUGGAGAAGCUGUCCGACGAACCGAUGACCACGCUGCGACGGAAUGUGUUUUUCUCGCGCCGUGAUGAGGAGAAAAUCAAGGACCCUCGGAUACUGGAACUGUUGUAUGAGGAGGCCCGCCACAACGUGCUGCUCGGUCGGUACGUGAUGGAACCGUCACAGUCGAUCAUGCUUGGUGGUAUCCAGGCCCGGAUAGAGCUCGGCCCGUACAACUCACACACUCACACCACCAGCUACUUUCGCGAGAACCAGUUUCGCUUCCUGCCAGCCCACGUGGCGAAGAGUUCGAGCUGGUCCUGGUUGCCGAUCAGUCAGCGGUCGUCGGCUGAGGUCCGGUUGCUGGAGCAGUUCAAACGUGUCCCGACGACGGCCACCACCAAGAAGCUGAUGCGGAAGUACCUCGAGUUCUGUUGGGGUCUUCCGUUCUACGGGGCGGCCUAUUUCCACGGUCAAGUCGAGCAGCCAGUGCGAGGCCUCAUGAGCUUGAUGCAGCAGAAGGAUCUACCCGUGCUAAUAGCGGUCAACGAGCGAGGGAUCUUCGUCAUCGAUCAGAUCGAAUGCACACUGCUGCUGGGACUAAAGUACGAGGAGUUCUCGUGGGAGUACGCCAAACCAAGCAACGUGAACGACCCCGAGUGUUUGCCGUGCAUUUUCCUGCAGUUUGGUGCGGUCGAGAACGGAAUCGCGGCCACGAAGCUGAUGCAGAUUUUCUCCCGCCAGGCCGCCAUGGUGGACGCCUUAAUCACGCACUUCAUCGAGCAGGACAAGCGGCGAAAGGAGAGCGGUGCGGACGUUGACCAGGGCGCCGGGGGGCUGGCCGACAACACCUACGUAGAACCAAACCCAAUCAAGAACAACGGCAUUGGCGUGUUGAGCAACAAGUUCUCUCGGCUCACGUUGGCCACGUUCGACGACGAAGGGCGCUGCAUUGGCCAGACGGGCUCGUUAUCGAUAAGCUAUUAACAUUUAAUUCUCAUUUAAGUUUGGCACCGCGGAACGGAACGAAGCAGAACCGUGGGUUGGUGCGAGCGCCCUUGCGGCUGGACGGUGAUUCGGGUUAUUCGGUCGAACCGGACGCAGACGUUCUGACCCGGACGUUUCGGUGGAUGAGAAUCGAUAAGAAGGACGAGAACGCGCGCGCGGAGAAAGGGAACCGCCCAACGCACGAAGGCAAUCGAACUGGUUGAACAAGCGGGUUGAAAUAAUCGCAAAGGGUUCCGUUGGUGUACUUUCCGUUUUUUGGGGGAAUACGAAUACGAGCUCCGUCUGCACGUCGUCGCUGUACAGUAGUUGUAGCCGCCAUUUUCCAUCGCAAAUCCUUAGCCUCCACCCCCCCUUCUCCGCCCCUUCAUCCCUCCCCCGGGAAUCCUGGCCGAGCUGAUCCGCAACGUGGGUGGCGAAGGCGCAGACGAGAAGGUUGGAAAAUCGAAUUUACUUGUACAUAUAGUUGCGCGUACGUUGAAGCGAAACAGCAGCAGUUGGUGCAACGUUUGGUGCCGGCGAAACGUCGCUCGGGACCUCCGAGGGCGGUGGGGAGGGCUACGGUGACAGGACGGUGUCCUUAACGGUUUCGUCCCGCAGCCAUCCGCGCGUAGAUAAUAAUACACUAGAAGGACACAGGCCAGGAAGCGCGAGCGAGCGAGCUGCUCUAACUCGGCGAUCGCGAACCAAGCAGAAUCUCUACAAGAUACAUAAAAAAGAAAAGGCAAAGAAAGGCAGAGAAAAAAAUAUAAAAAAUCGUAAAGUAUCACUUAAUACACAUGAAAUGUUAGCUAAAGCAAGGAAUGAAUCGUAAAUACAUCGCAUAAAUGCAGCAAAUAGUGUACAGAAAGUAUCGUAGACAGGUGUCGGGCAGCGUCGAAGGUCGUCAUCAUUGUAGCGGAAACAAAAAAUAAAGGGAAAAUUCAGGAACUGCGCGAAGUGGGAGGCGUUGGGUGGGAUCGAAACGGGCUACCAAAGGGCGGAGGCAAGAGAAAGAGAAUAAUUUUGUACUACUUUAAUUUAAGUGUACCCAAGGAAGUAUAUAUAUAUACAUAUAUAUGUAUACACGUACAUACAUAUACAGUGCAUAUACAUCUAAUCUAUAUAUUUAGAUAUUUUGUACUAACGCAAAGAAUGAGUAUCCUUGGGGUAAUCAGGCAAAAUUAAAAGGCAGGCAAAUGGCCACAGGACAUGGGAGUAAUCAAGUAAACGAACUUAACCGACGCCGAACAGGGCAGAACCAGAAUCAAUCAUGCUAGGUGUGGACGUGGGUGGAUGGCGGGCGUCGGUAGGUAGAGAGAUAGAGAGAAAGAGAAAAUUGAUAGCAAGUACAUUUAAAACAAAAUCGGAGAUCGAACGAAGAACAGAAGGGUAGCAAAAGAAGAAAAGAGACGAGAAAACCCAUGAGGAAACAAAUAGAAGUAUCGUACUAAGGAGAUUAAAUUCGAAUGAGUAAAGAAGACGAUAAAACAAUCGGUUAGCAAAAAAAACGGUAUAUACACUAAUAGUCAAAUGCAUUAAAACAACAAAGAUGAUAAUACAAUCCCUCACUUACAAGCAUUACAC